Lactuca sativa (garden lettuce) is the source of this 1411-nucleotide messenger RNA. Its product is annotated as branched-chain-amino-acid aminotransferase 2, chloroplastic. Lineage: Eukaryota; Viridiplantae; Streptophyta; Magnoliopsida; Asterales; Asteraceae. The record is from RefSeq and is a predicted model, not a curated record. Gene Ontology annotation, biological process: branched-chain amino acid metabolic process. Gene Ontology annotation, molecular function: branched-chain-amino-acid:2-oxoglutarate transaminase activity.
CAUCCCCCUCCUAUUCUCCUAUUCUCCGCUUCCUAUAUCUGAAUAUCUCCUCCUCUUUUUAAUUUCCGUUCCGUUCACCGUAUUUAUUUAUUUCCGGCUACCAUGAUCAGAAACACCCCACGCCUUCGCGGUUUAAUCCAGUCUUCCUUAUCAAAGGUUGGUGCAAGAUGCUUAACGGCACAGGCUGCAACUGCGCUUCGAGAAAGUGAACCUAUGUUCAGAUACGAGGAAUAUGCUGAUAUUGACUGGAAUAACCUCGGAUUUGGUCUUACACGAACCGAUUACAUGUAUACGGCUAAAUGCAAAGAAAACGAAAGUUUUCAACAGGGCCAAUUACGCGAUUAUGGCAACGUAGAGUUAAGCCCAGCUGCUGGAGUUCUAAACUAUGGCCAGGGACUUUUUGAAGGUACAAAAGCUUAUAGGGGAGAGAAUGGUCGAGUUUUCUUAUUUCGGCCAGAUCAAAAUGCUAUUCGUAUGCAAAUGGGAGCCGAGAGAAUGUGCAUGCGCUCCCCAUCUGUACAACAAUUUGUAGAUGCGGUGAAACAGACAGCUUUUGCUAACAAACGUUGGAUUCCUCCCCCAGGAAAAGGAUCUCUUUACAUUAGGCCUUUGCUCAUUGGAACUGGGCCUAUAUUGGGCUUAUCUCCUUCUCCCGAGUAUACGUUCUUAGUAUAUGCUUCCCCUGUUGGCAAUUAUUUUAAGGAGGGUACAGCACCAUUGAACUUAUAUGUUAAUGACGAGUUUCAUCGUGCAACUCGGGGUGGAGCAGGAGGUGUCAAGAGUAUUACAAAUUAUGCCCCGGUACUACAAGCGAUAUCAAAAGCAAAGGCACAAGGGUUUUCGGAUGUAAUAUACCUUGAUUCAGUCCACAAAAAAUAUGUUGAGGAGGCCAGUUCUUGUAAUAUGUUCCUCGUCAAGGGAAAUGUUAUUUCAACUCCUGCAACCGUUGGUACUAUUCUCGAAGGAAUCACAAGAAAAAGCAUCAUUGAUAUUGCACGUGACUCUGGAUACAAGGUCGAGGAACGUUUAGUCACAGUAGACGAAUUGAUGGAAGCCGAUGAAGUUUUCACUACGGGAACAGCUGUUAGUAUUGCUGCCGUUGGUAGUAUUACAUACAAUGGUCAAAGAAAGGAGUAUAAAACUGGCGAUGGACUCGUGAGCAAAGACUUAUAUAAAACACUAGUAGGGAUUCAACUUGGAAAGAUCGAAGACAAACAUAACUGGGUUGUUCAGCUAGAUUAAUUAUCCAUUAAAAUUUUUAUUUGUGUAAACUGGAAAGAAAUAUUCAACAAGAAAUAUAAAAAUCAAAGGGGAAGUAACUGAUAUACCCUUAUACAUAUAUCAUUUUCUAUGCCUGUAAAAAAAAGUUUUCAUUUUGUGAUGUAAUUUACAUUAACCAAAUUUUCAUUAA